CGACCACGUCAGAUCAUAGAUGAAGUUCGCGCGGAGAUGCCAGUGUAUGCUGCAGUAAAGAUGUCCUCUUACAAUGCUCUUGCCAAAACCAUUGGACGCCAAAGAAAAGCGGAAGGUAUCCCUACAGGUCGUGUAAUUUGCUUGGCUGAUAUCGAUGGCAGUUAUUUUCUGAAGAGAACAUCGCGCAAUGAAUCUGUGCUAAUUGCCGAUACUGGUGCAGAAGACAUUCAUCGGAUUAUUGUGUUCGGAGAUCCAAAAUGCUUUGUUUAUCUGGACAGAACCAAUAUUUGGCUCGGUGAUGGCACCUUUAGCGUCAGCCCGCCUGUUUUUACGCAGUUGUACACGGUGCAUGGGGAUGUUUGUGGUGCAACGGCUCCGCUUAUUUAUGCGCUACUGCCAAAUAAAUGUGAACUCAUUUAUCGACGCUUUUUCACAAUACUCCGAGAAGCGCUGGUGCAGAAAAGUGGAUCUGAAGAAGUCGGACCCGAAUACAUGUUGAUGGACUUCGAGCAGUCAGCAAUCAUCGCGUUCCGAAAUGCUUUUACGACGUCAAAAUUAAGAGGUUGCAACUUUCACUUCGGACAAAGCCUAUAUCGCAAACGUCUUGCCCUGGGACACGGACCCAUUUAUGCGACCAAUGCUGAGUUCAACAUUUCCUGUCGCAUGCUUUUUGCACUCGCGUUCGUGCCGGUACAGGAUUUAGAACGAGCCCUUGUUGAACUGCUGGACGCGCCGUUUUUUCCCUUCAAACACAACGAUCUGUUCAUCGGGUACUUGAAAACAACAUACGUUGGUGAAACAACAACUAUGUUUCGAGUAACCGGAUGUCGCAUUAAACGGCCCCUAUAUCCUGUUGAAUUUGGAGCUGUGUGGAUAGACUUGAACAGGAUAUUCACCGUACGACCAAUCGCUUAGAAGCGUGGCAUCGCACGUUUUCGGAUGUCAUUAACAAAGACCAUCCCGGUAUCUAUCAGUUUUUUAACCUACUGUGUCGGGAAAUUGUUCACCAGCAAACACAGGCCGCUGCACGCAUGGCAGGUGAAAUACCUAAACAGAGGAAGCAAUACCUCGAGGUCACCAAGCGGCUUAAAAACGUCGCGUCCAGCUACGGGCAAAUGGAUACUAUCAGCUAUCAGAGAUCGGUUGCCAUUAAUCUGGAAAUCAUGUUGUAAAGUUCUCAUGGACAGACCGCAGCGCAGCAGCUUGUCGUAUAAUUCGGACUUUACAAGUUAGCUUCACUCUCACAAUCGCUUAUUUACUAAUAUUAAUAUUAUUAAUUAUAAGUCGUAUUUGUACGAUAUUUAUUAGAAGUAAUCGCCUUUCAAUACGUUUCUGCUGAUUAUUUAACCGGGCAUGGCAGGUUGUCAGUAAAGGCAUGAAUGGGAUGUUAUUUGUUAGUUUGUCUGUUCUUCUUGUAAUAUCACACAG
Messenger RNA from Paramacrobiotus metropolitanus, 1428 nucleotides. RefSeq lists its product as uncharacterized. The record is from RefSeq and is a predicted model, not a curated record. The transcript has 2 exons. Lineage: Eukaryota; Metazoa; Tardigrada; Eutardigrada; Parachela; Macrobiotidae. The coding region runs from base 37 to 915 and encodes 292 amino acids.